Molecule: messenger RNA, 1256 nt
Organism: Stegostoma tigrinum
Lineage: Eukaryota; Metazoa; Chordata; Chondrichthyes; Orectolobiformes; Stegostomatidae
Gene: nudt2
Product: nudix (nucleoside diphosphate linked moiety X)-type motif 2
Exons: 2
Coding region: 523-966 (147 amino acids)
Biological process (GO): AMP biosynthetic process; ATP biosynthetic process
Molecular function (GO): bis(5'-nucleosyl)-tetraphosphatase (asymmetrical) activity
Source: RefSeq, a predicted model, not a curated record
ACCGUUCGACCAAUCAGGGAAGCACAGAAGCGUUGACCUAUCGCAAGAUCCUCGAGAUAGUGGGAACUGCAGAUGCUGGAGAAUCCAAGAUAACAAGGCGGUCGAGCUGGAUAAACACAGCAGGCCAAGCAGCAUCUUAGGAGCAGGAAAAACUGACGUUUCGGGCCGAAAAGGGCCUAGGCCCGAAAAGUCAGCUUUCCUGCUCCUCAGAUGCUUCUCGUGGUCAUCCAGCUCUACACAUUGUUAUCACAAGAUCCCGUCACUUUACAAGAAAUUACCACCCAUUCAGCAAGAGACCUUUAGUAAAAGCUUUGAACUGAUAGUCGAUUAAUGAGAGAGAAUCGUAAAAACGCUAGUUACAGCGUCCAUCUGCAGAGAGAACACCCAACGCUUUUAGAUGCGAAUCUCCGAUUCCGUUUCAGCUGAAUUAAUUGGUGAAUUGAUUAUGUGAGACUGUCGCCGCUAAUUGGUCUCGCGGAUGAGCUUCCGGUUUUCGGUUGGUGUCUCUUCCUGUCUCCGGCCAUGACACUGAGGGCCUGUGGACUGAUUAUUUUCAGGAGGUUAAACACCGGAUUAGCUGCUAAGCCUCAGGACAUCGAGUUCCUACUUUUGCAGACUUCCUAUGGACAGCAUCACUGGACGCCUCCUAAAGGGCAUGUUGAUCCAGGUGAAGAUGACCUUCAAACUGCACUUCGUGAAACUGAGGAAGAAGCAGGGCUAAGAAGAAAAGAUUUUAAUCUGCUUGAUGGAUACAAAAAGGAAAUGAUAUACAAAGUGAAUAAUAAACCCAAAACUGUUAUCUAUUGGCUGGCAGAACUAAAGAACUAUAAUACAGAAAUAAAACUCUCUAAUGAGCACCAGUCAUUUCGCUGGUUAAAUGUGGAUGAGGCCUGUGAAGUUGCAAAAUAUCAAGAAAUGCAGGAAGCACUGAGAGAAGCUCAGCAGUUCAUCUCAUCAAACAAAUAAGACCAGGUUCUUUGCAAAUGAGCUGGAUUGUUAAAAUUGUUGAAGGCGUCUCCUCUACUUUGCUCUUGAAAUGACAAUACUCAAUACAACUGUUCACAUGUCACCAUUGGUCCUUCAUGUGAGAGCCUGCAUCUUAAAUAUUAGUAGGCAGCAAAAAGGAAGCAUGUCUGGCCUUUGUUUCACACACCCUUCCAAAUCCUAACCCUCACCCAGAACCCUAGUUUGGUGAUGGAAGGCAGAACUAAUUUGUAUUUAUAUACCAUUCAUUAAACUCAGCAUGUUCUAACCGA